Messenger RNA from Melanotaenia boesemani (Boeseman's rainbowfish), 2261 nucleotides. RefSeq names its product mucin 13b, cell surface associated (gene muc13b). The transcript is spliced from 12 exons. NCBI's taxonomy places the organism in Eukaryota, Metazoa, Chordata, Actinopteri, Atheriniformes, Melanotaeniidae. The record is from RefSeq and is a predicted model, not a curated record. Bases 77 to 1603 code for a protein of 508 amino acids. Gene Ontology annotation, biological process: cell-cell junction assembly.
GGCAUUAAAGCUUUAACUACAGACAGUCUGCACUGUUUUCUUCUUGUGGUGAAAUUCUAUCCCGUUUUGUUUCACUAUGGCCAAAACAUUAACUCUACUUGUUGUCCUUUGGAUUGCUGCUGCCUUUGUUGCUCCAUCAGCCACAUCAGAUGGAUCGGACGGUGGUGGAGAUGGAUCAGUAACAGAACCUCCAGCAGCAGCUACAACAACAGCAGCUCCAGAAACUCCAUCAAGCCCAGCAACUACAACAGCAGCUACAGAAACUCCAUCAAGCCCAGCAGCUACAACAAAAGAUCCAGAUACUUCAUCAGACCCAGAAGCUACAACAAAAGAUCCAGAUACUUCAUCAGACACAGGAGCUACAACAAAAGAUCCAGAUACUUCAUCAGACCCAGAAGCUACAACAAAAGAUCCAGUUCCCCCAACUACAGAGUCUCCAAAUCCCUGUAUUCCAAACCCAUGUGGCGGUGGAAGCACCUGUGAGCCUCGUGCUGAUGAGGACUUUGUGUGCCUCUGUCUGCCUGGUGAUUCUUAUGAUAGCACAGCCAAGACAUGUAACAAAGCCAAAGUUUUCCCUGGACAACUGCAAUUGUCUGAAGUAUUAUAUUCAGAUGAUCUGAAAGACAAGACAUCAAAGGAAUUUAAAGUAGCUUCAGAUAAAAUCAUUACAGCGUUAGAAACUGGUUUCAAGAAGGAUGAAACAUACACUGGAUCUACAGUGUUGGAAUUUCGGGAAGCUCAGAGCAGGUCAACACGAAACACUAAAGCUGAGGCAUCAGUACAGAUCUUCUUUCAGGCAUCUUCCGAUAUCACACAAGAUAAACUGAAAGAAAUAAUAAACACUGUGAAAGGGUCAACAUUCACUGCCUCAGACCUGUGUGAGAGCAAAGCUUGUGAUGAAGCCAGUACAAUAUGCAAAUCAGAGGACGGUUCGUUCACCUGCAACUGUAAUGAAGGCUACAUUAAAACAGGUUACACUGACAGAAUUUGUCGAGCUUGUCCAGGUGGAAUGAAAUUCCAGGGAUCUGAGUGUGUCAAUUGUCCUUUUGGCUAUUCUGGUUUUAACUGUGGGGAAAAUUGGAAGUUGGUGCUGGUUAUAGUUGGCUCUGUGCUUGGAGGACUGUUGCUCAUCACCCUCAUUGUUCUGCCAGUAGUGGCUUUGAAAUCCCCAAAGAAAAGCUCCAAAAAGAGCAAGAAUGAAGACAUUGGGAAACCUUACGUCAGUCAUUCUCCUGCCAAAACGCCACUAGUUAAUAGCAGCUUCGUCAGUCGCCCUGCAGCCUCAGUCAAUGGGCAAGCCAAUGGUCCAGCAGGGAAUAUUGGGGCGCCUCGGAUCCCACGGGCCACACCCAACAACAACUGGGACAACAGGAAUAAUAUGGAGAUGACUUCAAACCUGGCGCCUGGGAGGAACACGCGGUUAAACGAUGAGCCAGAUGACAUGUACUCAUACUCACAGAGUCGACCCCAGAGCAACCCCUAUGCUCAGUCACGACCCCAGAGCAACCCCUAUUCCCAGAAUAGAGCCCAUGUCAACCCAUAUGCUGAGAGGCAAGGCCACUCCAACCCGUACUACACACACGACGAUGGAAAACGGUUUUAAUUAAUGCAGAAUCACAAAUGUUGACCCUACAAUGACUUUUCUCCAGAUCAAAAAAUUGUUAGACUUAUUCCUCAGAUAUUAGAGAAAUGCAUGAAUAAAAACAAUAGUAGCUUCUAUUUGCAGAUGUGCUAUAUGCAGUGUGCAAUAAGAAGUAUUGUUAUACCAUAGUAGGACCAAUUAUAAGCUGUCCUGUCUGUUUUUGUCUAUCUCAUGAAGUCUUUUUUGCAAUUUCAACAUUUUCUCUGACUCAUCAUUAGUUGAUUGAAAUGUUAGUUAACUAAGAAUUGUUUAUCCUCAUUUAACAAAAAACACAGACCCUCAAAUUGAGCUAAAACCUAGAUAUGGGGAGUCUAGGAGCUCCUGCCUAGAUAAUGUUUCGCUCAUCCAUGAAUUUACACAUUAUUAUUUUACUUAAAUGUUUCAGGUUUGUGCUGAUUUUUAGUUUAGUACCCAACUUUUUGUAAAUGAGAUGAGCUUUAUUUUUUUCCCUCCAAAUCAAAAGUGCUAAGUUGUCCUGUCAUUAAGUGUAAUUUAUGUCAAAUGUUUACGACAUCUGAAUCGUAUGAAUUGUAUGUUCUAUUUUGUAUGACUGAGAGUAUAUUUUAUUGUUAACCACUUUCAGGGCUGAUUAACUCGAAGCUGUCAUUUUUGUAAGCUG